CGUUAGACAUAUUAUUGGCAGAUACACCACUAGAAAAUAUCACUAAAAGUACAUGAGAUAUUGUUUAGGUUUUUUUUAUUUUAUUUUAUGAGCACCAACCAGCCGUCAUAUGGGAAUUGUGUGAAACAAGAUUAUUUGUGAUUAAUAAGUGAUAUAUGUAUGUAAACGAUAUACGGAAUAACGCAAAAAAAUUCUUUAGCAAAAAUGUUAAAGACAAUAUUUCGAAAUCCUAUAAAAUUGUGAUGAGAACGGCAUCCUAAAUAUACAAAAAACUUCAACUGGAAUAAAAUUUACAAUUUCUGUUAAAAACUUACAAAGGCGAUAUUGUGUGGUGGCGUUGCGAGUGUGUUACAUGUGUUAAACGAUCACACUAAAAAUGGUUAUUUUAAGAACGUUUUUAAAAAAAAUUAUGAUAUGAAGGGACAUAGAAAUGAUGAAACCGAAAUCAAAAUAAAUAGUUAUAAUAAGCAAAUAACUCAAAAUCAUAAAAGACAAACAUCAUCUUCAGAGACUAAUAUGGCAAACACAAUUUCCAUAAUGUCCAACGCCAUACGCAACGCAGUGAGCAAACAACGUAUACGCUAUAAGGAGAAAGGAUUUAACUUGGAUCUAACCUAUAUUUGCUCUAAUAUUAUUGCGAUGGGAUAUCCUGCUCCGGAUAAAAUAGAAGGCAUUUGGAGAAAUCGCUAUGAGGACGUGUUAAAGUUUUUAGAUGAAAAUCACGGUGAUCAUUACAAAAUCUACAAUUUGUGCAAAGAACGCAAUUACGACAAAAGUAAAUUUCACGGGAGAGUUGCAAUUUAUCCGUUUGAAGAUCAUAAUCCUCCCACAAUUGAGUUAAUACAACGUUUUUGUCAUGAUAUUGAAUCUUGGCUAAAAGCUGAUUUGCUCAACGUUGUCGCCGUGCACUGCAAGGCAGGCAAAGGACGAACUGGUACCAUGAUAUGCGCAUACUUGGUUCAUUGUAGAUUCAAGAAAACCGCUGACGAAGCACUCGAUUGGUAUGGUGAAAAGCGUACGAAAGAUCGAAAGGGGGUUACAAUUCCAUCUCAACGUAGAUAUGUUCAGUAUUAUUCAAAGUUGAUCCCAGAUUUGCGGUAUAAAGUUACAAGUCUUUACGUCUGUGAAAUUCGAUUUGCGGACACGAAUUUUUUGCAUAAUCUUGGCCCAUUGCAAUGCUCGAUUUGGGACAUGCAGGACUCCGCAACAGAAAAAGCUAAGGCACAACAACUGAAGACGUGGCAACUUGAUUUCCAGCAAUCUUCUAACUUAGAUUUAAGUAGCUCACCACUUUUAGUUUCUGGUGAUAUUAAAGUGGAACUUGCAAAAAUAUCAUCGGAUAAGAUCAUUUGCCACGCCUGGAUGAAUACAUUCUUUGUGCAAAGUAGUUCUGAUUGUGAAACCGAUGGAACGAACGUCAAAUAUAUGUAUACUUUAAACAAGUCCGAAAUCGAUGGUGCCCAUAAGGACAAAGAUUACAAAUUUUCGGAGGGCUUUAAGAUCUCGAUUGUAUUUGAAGGAGAGAAACGUUCCGACUGCAUACAAACUGAACCCUCAGUGAAUAAUCGAAACAAUAAUCGAAACUCGGAUAAUUUGCCUGGUGACAAUGAUAGGAAUCUAAACAGUGAGGGUUCUGAUUUCAACUCUCCGUCCUCAAGUCGUUUCUUCGAACGUAAUAAUGGUCCAUUUCAUGCCAAUGAUGAGAGAAGUGCAACUCGAUCUCAACAAUUGGAGCAAAAUGGGAAACAACCUACAAAAAAUCAAUAUGAAAAAUCAACCAUCUCAAAAUGUUCUGCGAUGCCAUCGAAACGCAAACAGUCUUCAUCCAAAUCGUUCUUAGUAAGCGUUAAUAAUACCUCAUCAAGCAAGGACAUCAAAAAGCUGCAUAUUUUCAACCACCAACCGUCCGUUACACAAUCCUCCGGUUCAAUCAAGUGGCAAAACGAUUCCAAUAUUCAAAACAUGUAUGACAACUCCUCAGAUAAUAAUAGUCCACACAUAUUCGAUCGUUGCAAUAUUCCUAAGCCUACUACUACUACAUCUACUGCUGCUACAGCUAGAGCUGCAUCUGCAUCUGAUAAGAUCUUCGAACAAGAGUCAUACAUUACUUGUAAGCGAUUGCCGCAAGAUUUUAAUAACCAGGGUGGUAGUGAAGAAGGCAAUGAGGAUUGGGAAUCCGAUGCAUCGGAAUAUCUCUAAAGAAAUGUGAAGGAUCUACAAAAUAAUAAUUUAUAGUUGUCAAAAAUUGUACAUAGAAAUUACCUAGAACUUGAUAAGACUUAAUUAAGUACGUUUAAAUAUUGUAAAGAAAAUAUUUCUAUAUAUAGUUAUAUUACGACUUAUGUUCAGAUCAAGCAACAUUUGGAAGGCCAGUUUAAAAGGUGACUUUGAAACCAGCGAUCACAUCAUGAUCGUGUUAACUUGACGAAUGAAUCUCCAUACAUCCAGUUUUCAAAGCUGUAAAAAUUUCGAUAUAACGAAUAAAAAUGCUAUUUUUAAAUUGUU
Molecule: messenger RNA, 2505 nt
Organism: Drosophila albomicans
Lineage: Eukaryota; Metazoa; Arthropoda; Insecta; Diptera; Drosophilidae
Gene: Pten
Product: phosphatidylinositol 3,4,5-trisphosphate 3-phosphatase and dual-specificity protein phosphatase PTEN
Exons: 11
Coding region: 415-2199 (594 amino acids)
Biological process (GO): regulation of phosphatidylinositol 3-kinase/protein kinase B signal transduction; protein dephosphorylation; phosphatidylinositol 3-kinase/protein kinase B signal transduction
Cellular component (GO): cell projection; nucleus; plasma membrane
Molecular function (GO): phosphatidylinositol-3,4,5-trisphosphate 3-phosphatase activity; phosphatidylinositol-3,4-bisphosphate 3-phosphatase activity; protein tyrosine phosphatase activity
Source: RefSeq, a predicted model, not a curated record